This is a messenger RNA of Nelumbo nucifera (sacred lotus), 963 nucleotides long. RefSeq names its product hydroxyproline-rich glycoprotein family protein. NCBI's taxonomy places the organism in Eukaryota, Viridiplantae, Streptophyta, Magnoliopsida, Proteales, Nelumbonaceae. The record is from RefSeq and is a predicted model, not a curated record.
GACCCGCUACGCUGUCCCACUCCGUACAAUGUCCUUGACAGGACUGAACCCACUUUACACGACUUUGCACCGAACAAUCCUCCAUAAAUUCUCACCUCCACCAUCCCCUCCUCCAUACUUUCAUUCACUCCUCCAUCGAAGAAGACCACUCUUCUUCUUCUUCUUCUUCUUCUUCUUCUUCUUCUGUUUUGCUGCUGGUUGCUGGUCAGUGGUUACCCAUAUGAGAGAAGGAACGAGGCGGGGAAAUGGAGAAUCAAGCUUUGACGCCACCCCAUCAUGUGGAUGCAUCCCGGCCGUCCCUGGGCUUCCCUCUCGGUACAGCCCUCCUCUUGAUCGUCAUAUUCUGCCUGAGUGGCGUCUUCUCCUGUUGCUACCACUGGGACAAGCUUCGAUCCCUCCGUGGAGCUUUCUCGGAAGACACCACCGAUCCCGAUACAGACACCGCUCAAUCACCUUCCAAAUCUGGACCUCCUUUCAUGAGUUCCGAACAGAAGCAAAAUGAGAGCUUUCCAGUACUAAUGCCCGGCGAUCAGAUCCCAAAGUUUAUAGCACUGCCUUGUCCGUGUGAGCCACCGCGAGAGGAGAAGAUCGUGGUGGUUGUGGAGAAACCGCCGCCUAUAUAGCAGUACCUCAAUGUUAACGCAACGCAGGCGCAGGGGAGGUCAUCUCAUUUCAUAAUAAGGUGUAUCAUGUAGGCUACGGAGAUUCAAUUUAAUUAACUAUGUAAAUGAAUGCAUUCAUCCUCGAUCUGUUCCAACAAGAAACAAAGAUAGGGUGUUCAUCAUCACUUCUACACCAAUUAAUUAAAUUGAUGUAGAUUCCACCUUGUAAAACCAUUGUUUCUAAACCAAUUUGUUAUUUGUAUCCUACCUCAAUGAGAGGGAAAAUGUAAGUUCUUUUCUGAUAUCUGAUUGUAAAAUGGAUUAGAAAUUUAAAUCUAGAAUCAGUCCUUGUCUUCUUUCC